GAGAUGGGAGAAGGCGAGGGCGGAGCGGGGCGAGGGUACGCGGGGAGGGGCGGGGGCGCCGGCCAAUCCCGAGCCCGGGCACCUCCCCCUCGGGAUCGCCCGCAACCGCCGCCCCCGCGGGCUCCACACUGACCUCAACAGACCUGCGGCCACAUUCACGCCGCGGACCCGGGACCCCGACCUGGACCCUGUCCCCGACCGUUAUCCCGACCCAGAUCCGGACCCUGACCCCGACCCGGAGACGGAGCCGGAGCCGGAGCCGGACCCGGAGCCGGACCCUGACCCAGACCCGGACCCUCGCCCCGACCCUCACCCCGACCCAGAUCUGGACGCGGACCCCGACCUGGAGCCAGACCCGGAUCCCGACCCGGACCCGAACCCAAACCCUGACCCCGACCCGGACCCUGACCCCCACCCAGACCCCGACACGGAACCGUGAGCCUUGUGUACAGGACCCCGACUUCAACCUCCGCAGCCACCUGCACACGGCCCACUCUUUAUGACUCUGGACCUUGUCCGGGCGCCGCCGCCGGGUUUCCCAGCCAGGAGCUCAGCCAGGCGCCCGUCCCUGGGAAGCCUACAGCUGAGAGGCGAUGAGGGGAUCCUGCUCCUGAGAUCCCGCGUGCAGCCAGCGGGAGCGACCCUGGGACGGGAGAUGACGGCGGAGCACAGGGAUGUCCUGGUGGUGCUGCCCACAUGGGAGCGGCUGCGGCUGGUCGUGCGGUUGCAGGCCACCGGGCGCGAGCUCUUCCAGCAGGUGUGUGACAAGACCAGCAUCAGAGAGACCCACUUCUUUGGCCUCAGCGUGGUCAGAAACGGCGAGUACGUCUUUGUGGACUUGGAGCAGAAGCUCAGCAAGUACUUCUCCAAGGACUGGAAGAGAGAGAUGCACAGAGAAGGCGGCAGGGCCGACGCCCCCUUCGUGGCCUUCCUCAGGGUGCAGUACUACGUGGAGGACGGAAGGGUCAUCAGGGACAAGGCGGCCCGGCACCUGUACUACUGCCACCUGAAGGAGCGGGUGCUGCGGUCCCAGUGCGCCCACCGGGAGGAGGCCUACUUCCUGCUGGCGGCCCUCGGGCUGCAGGCCGACCUGGGCAACCACCGCGAGCCGGUGCACCGCGGGCCGUACUUCCAGCCCCAGGCCUACUUCCCGCAGUGGAUCAUCACCAAGAGGGGCAGCGCCUACAUCCUCAGGCACGCGCCCACCCUGCACCGGGAGCAGCGGGGCCUGAGCCCCAAGGAGGCCGAGCUGCGCUUCAUCAGGGAGGCCUGCCGGCUGGAGGACGUGCCCGUCCACUUCUUCAGGCUGUACAAGGAUAAAAAGGAAGACCGGCCCACCGUUGUUCUCGGACUGACCCUCAAAGGAGUGCAGGUCUAUCAGGAGGUACACCACGCUCCACAGCUGCUCUACGACUUCCCCUGGUCCCGUGUUGGGAAGCUGGCGUUUCUGGGGAAGAAGUUCGAGAUCUGGCCGGAUGGGCUGCCGCCGGCCCGGAAGCUGGUGUACCACACGGGCUGCGCCUGGCGCUCCAGCCACCUGCUGCGCCUGCUCCGCGACAGCCACCAGCUGCACCGCGCCCUGCAGCCCGCGUUACGGCGGCUGCGGCAGCUGGAGGAGGUGCAAGAAAAGAAGUGCUACCGGGAGUCCUACGUCAGCGACGAGCUGGAGCUGGGCCUGGACCUGGGCCUGGCCGGCAGGGCUGCCCCCGGCACCCCCGGCUCCCCCGGCUCCCCCGGCUGCGGGGACAGAGCGGGUGGUAGCCAGCAUCCACCCCAUCAGCUCCCCCUCCUCUCAGCCGACAGCCACUGCAGCUCCCACUCAUCGGGCAUCGAGGUGGACCCCCAGCCGGGGGGGCCCAUGGGGCCGGGGGAGAUGUCAGUGGAUGAGCCCAUCAGGGCCCCGGCGCCCUGCGGGGAGGGGCCAUCCUGCAGUUCCCGUGCCAGCCAGAGCCGCCGUGGCACAGUUGGUGGCGGCAGAGGUGGGCCUGAAGGGGACACUCAGGACCCAGGAGACGCCUCUCCCCAGCAGCCCUUGGCCGUGGUGCGGGUCACACUGGUCAGCAUGAGGGACCGGAGCACUGAGGCCUUGCACCAGAUCCUGGAGGCGGAGGCGGCGGUCGACCGUGCGGACCAGCACAGCCGCAGCCUGGACGACGUGCGCCCCACACCUGCCCCGCGCCGCGCACCGCGCAGCGGUCCCCUCGGCCACGCACUGGACCCCGCGCCCGAGCUCCUCUGCGGUAGGAGGUCCGUGGAUGGCCUCUCCGUGGACCUGCUCAGGGAGGACCACCUCCCGGAGGAAUUUGUGGUAUAGAUGCCUCGCGGCGCCACUCCACCCACACCGCACAGCUCCACGCACGUGGGGCUCCAGCCACGCAGGGCCACACCUGCCCCUCACCUCUCUCUGCCCGGGAGGCUCCCACCGCCCACCACCUGGUUGACUGAGGAGUCUGGCCCAUCUUCUAUACCUGGCGCUUCCUCCUGCGUCCUCACCUGUCGGAGGUGUGGAGCCCUCUCUGACGUGAAACCUGGAGUGAUGAUCGUGUCCCACUUCCUGUGCCGUGUGGACUGUGGUUGAUCCGAGCUCCUUCCAUACUGGUCUCCAGGAGACAGAAGCCAGGUCUGGCAGUCCAAACUGCAGGCAGUGGAGUGAGGCCUGUGCUGGCUGUACCCUGAGAAGGAAAGUGUCUUAGCUUCUUCUGGGCGUUGAAGAGACCCCUGGGGGUCCCCCACCACCGACCCAAUGGAUGGUGAGACCAAUGGAGCAAGCCUUCCAGGAGUCCUUGAGCUCAAGGUCACCAUCACUGUCACCUCCCUGGCCACAGGCUUCCCCGGACCACUCCCUUUGCAGCUCCUGCUGCUCAGUCCUGGGUGCACGGGACAGAGGCCCCUCUGUGGGGCGUCGGCCCAGCUCCUUCACCCAGGACCCCAGCAGAGCCCACCCUAUCUGCCACGUGUACACAGGAGGCACCUGGCCUGGAACUGCACGGCUACGUGGCCACAUGGUCCCAUGAAGUGGGUGAAUCCUCAGCAGGAAGUGGGAGAGGCAGGCUAGAGAGGAAGUGAUCCCACGCUGAACACAUCAAAGGGUGUUCCCAAAGGAAGCCCGCCAGCACAGGUGCACGAGGCUCAGAGCCUGAGUUCCUCCUUUCCAGUCAAAAGGCCAACUUUAAAACAGUGUCCCUUUUCCUGCCAGUGCCCAUCCAGUCAGAAGGGCGUCUGCGCACGAGGGAGCCAUGGCCUGUCAGCAGCGGGACAUCGGGGCACCCAGCCUGCGUCAGCACUGGUCACCCUUCCGGGCCUUUCACUGCCAUGGUCCUCCUCCCCAAAUCAGAAGACUGGACGGGAGGUGCGGGCAAAGGUGGGGCUGCACCGCCCCGCCCUCCACGUCUGCACCCUGUCUCGAGCCGGCCUCACAAGCGGCUGAAUAGCUGAGCCAGGUUUGCAGCGAUUUCUGGAGAAGCGUGUUGAGGGACUUUGACCUUCGCUGGAGGCUGUGCUGUCGGAGCGCUAAGAGGCUAGUGAGCAGCCAGGUGUCCUUCUAACAGGGGACGCACCGGGGGCGGGAGCGCCAGGGCAGGUCCGUGGCUGGGAGGGCUGGCUGCUGUAGUUGUGCUGUGCUGUCCCUUCCAAGUCAGGGCAGCUUCCCCUCACCCAUCCCCGCGUCUAGGGCCCUGUGUGCAGGGGGCUGUCCUCGAAGCCAUCCACCUCGUGGACGGGGCGGAGUGGCUCCAGCCGGUGGAGGGAGCCAGCAUCAGCCUGGCUUUGUGUCCCCAGAUGGAGAGACAGAGCUGGCGCUGCAUCUCACCUGCCUCCUGACCGCAGGUGGGACCCCUGCCUCGUGCCCUGCAGAGGCUCCAAGAGGGGCCGCUCCGAACAGGUGGAACUCCGUGGGUACCACCACCCUCCAGCCCGAGGCUGGUGACAGGCACCUGGGCGUGGUGAGACUUUUUCUACCUGUGGGUCCUCUCCCCUCACACAAGAUCCGCACCCGCACGCCUGCUGCCGUCUGCGCCUGGACGCGCUGACCUGUGCCUCACUGUCGGAGAGCCCAAGACGUCGUCCCCUCCUUGUCCUGCUCAUGCUGUGAGGACCCUGUGGGGCCGAGUCCACCUCAGGCUCAUUUGGCGCCGGGUGGAGCCUGAGUCCCGGGUGGGGUGGGGCUGCAGCCAAGCUGACGCUGGUGGCCCUUUCUGUGAAGGGAAGCUUGUCUGUGCGCGUGUGACAAGAGCUGGACACACAUCUGUGUCUGCACCUGGGUGGCCCCUGUACGCACCUGUACGCGGGGCGGCCGGGAGGCCACGCUGGCCCUCAGUUCACAUAGGGAGGGCUCCUGGCCACUGGGGGCCUCCCCCCGUGAGGACCCUCCAUGUCCCAGCGCUGUGUGGACAGAGGGACUUGGGGGGUGACAGCCCCUGCCCCCUGGAGCUCAGAUUUAUCUUAUUUGUUUUUUAAAAGGUGACAAGAAACCUACCUUCAUCUGUGGUGUGGGGUUGCCGAGGUCAGCGCCGCCGUGGGGCUGGGCCAGGCAGGGAGGGCGGGAGGUCGGUGGAGGCAGCCUCAUCUCCCCAGCACCCCCUCACUGAACAGACUCCCCUCACUGAACAGACUCCCCGCAGGCAGGUCAGGUGCCGGCACCGGGUAGAUGGCAGAUGGGGAAGCGCUCCCAGCACGGAGCACGGUGAGGGCAGGGUCAGCAGCCGUGGUGCUGGACCUCCUGGGCUGCCCUUCGGUCUCCCCCCACAGGAGGUACCCACUCGCCCGGGGCUGCCCCGGGCACCGAGCCUGGUGCCACAAGGGCAGGUGGCAAGGGAGGGGAGCCUGAGUGUGGUCUGGGCCUGGAAGAUGGUGUCCGGAGGUGUUGGGGCCUGAGCCCUGCUUUCCCGCGAAUUUCCAAAAUCAUGCUGAGACAGGCCCUUAUGAGAAAAAAAAAUGAGUUUGCAUGUGUCCUGAUCCAGGGUCCAGGAUGACCUUUUCCCCUUUAAAGGAAUUUUGGGAGCAGGAGCCCAGCCCCACAGGCUGCUUUGCUGUUGCACAAAGCAGGUGUCAGGGAGGGGCGGCAGGCGUCAGGAUGGGGCUGAAAUAAGCUGUUUGGGGCCGCAACCUACACACACCCGUACACGUGCACAUGCAAGCACACGUGUGCACACGAAUGUGGGCAGACGUGGCGAGUCGACAUGGGUUGGUGGAAGGACACUUCCACCGGAUGCCCUCGUGGAGCUCCUAGCGGGGACUCAGAGCUGCGCUCCCGUCCCCGGCCCCGGCCGUCCCUCGGCCGCCACGAGAGGGCGCUGGCUGCACGCUCUGGCUCCUCAGAGGGCGGCUGCCGCGCCUGCAGGACGCUCAGGGACAGACCUGGGUGUGCGGGUCAGGCCUGGAAGCGGGGGUGGGGGUGGGCAUGACCUUGUGGCGAGCCUGCUGGGGGGCGGGCUGGGGCAUGCCUGGGAUGGCCCGGUGCUCACCCGUGUGGUUUCCGACUGGCCUCCCGGUGAGGUCAGAGCCCCACGUCCAGGCUGCCCUUUCUUCUGUCACCCGGGUACAGCCCAUCUUGAGGGUGGCCAGCGCCCUGUGUCCUUGGCAGAUGAGAGGCAGCAGGGACCUCUGGCUGACCCCAAGAAACCACCAGGGCGAGGCUGGGAGUUCCGUUUCUGCCCUUCCUCUGUGCCUGGGUAGACACAGAAAACUGUGCCAAGUGUCUGUGAGCCACUCCGGUGGUCAGGGCACGUGGAGGACAGUCAGAGGCCAAGAGGGACCUCGCGUGGUCUCCAACCCCUUCCCCACGGCCCCCUCCCCACCCGGAGGAAGCGGCAGCCUAGAGGGGGGCAGCCCCUCUCCAGGAGAGGAACAUCAGACGAACCACCUUCUCUUUUGGCGUCAAUUAGGCCCAAAGGUCUCUCAGGCAAAGCAGAUACCAGGAGACACCCGGGAAAACAGGCGUCAGCUGGCAGGGAAAGGGGUUUGUGAGAAGGGCCGUCAUGGCUGGUGCGGGGCCUGCUAAAUGGACCCACUCACCUUGUCCGGGGCGUGUGGCCCCAGGGCUGUGGGGGGUGGGAGCCCCCACACAUCUCCCUCCCCAUUUGUCAGGGCUAAGAGGGACACCCACCCAGGUUUCCUCUGGACCCCGAAGAGGGUGCAGAUGGCUCAGGAAAGUGUCGGCUGGACAGACGCGACCACCAGCUACCCUAGCUGGGCAGGGGGAAGAGGAGGCCAGAGGUCAUGCUGGCGGGUCUAAUUCACGAGAACCUACGGGCUUGUUCGGAGCUGGGCCGACCGCCACGUCUUGCUGGGACCCGGGAACCUGCGCUUUGAAGGUACCUGCCUGUUUGCCCUUGGACCUGGUGCAAUGGAGCAGCAGCCUGCGGUGGAGACCGCCCCUGAGGGCGGUUGCGCGGGACAUGACAGCCGACCUGGGAGCGGUUGUGUCGGGGGCCUCGCCCUCACGGUCUUGGACCAGGAGUCCAGGGCUCCGGUCCUGCCAGCCCCCUUUGUUCCAUGAAGUGUUUUGCACCCUGUGGCCAUGUCACCCUCCCACUCUCCCUCUUGGGAGACAGAAUCCAUGUCCGGGGCAUCCUUUCUCCAAGGACGGCUGCAAGUGGUUGGAGACUCAGAGGAGAGGAGCUGGGUGGCUGAGGCUGGGGCGGGGGCGGGGGUGGGGGUUGCCCUUCCACAGCUGACCGGGCACCCCAGGGGCGGGCUUCACCGGAGGCUCUGAUGGCGGGGACUCAGAGCUGGGCCUCUGCGCUGCACUGCACCGGGCAGGGUGAACUGACCACGAGGCCAUGACGCGCAGGCGCUGGGCCCCACUGGUGGUGUUCACAUGGUUACAGUCUUUCAAAAAAUGUGCAGAACUAGGGCUUUUUAACCAUAAGCAGUUAAGAUCGCCGUCUCUCCACUCAGCGUGCACUCCACACCCUCCCCGCAGUCGCGGGCGGAAUCUGCGGGCAUGUCGGGGCCCUGCUAGUGGGGAGGUCGGGUUUGGUGGGAGACAGCCAGGAGGUUCACAGUCACCGCCGGCUGGACGGGGGCAGCAGGGGCCUCCAGGAGGGCCCCUGCAGCCAGAGGUCACGUCUCUGGGGACCCAGACCCCCAGUGCAGGAAGGACGUGGGGACAGAAGAGAAACAAAGCCGGCACGGGGCCAGGGUUGGGGGCAGGGGGGCCUGCAGCUCAGGAGCCCCCGCACCCCCUCCCCGGGCCACGCUGCGAAGGGAAGCCGGCGCCUUAAACCUCAGGAUGAGGAGGUGCUGGGGGAAAGCGGGCGUGUCUUCCCCAGUCAAGGGCCGGGUCGAGGACGAGGACGCAGCCAGAAAACACAGGGGGGUGCGAUCGGAAGAACUGACCGAAGUGCCUCUCGGAGCUCCGUGGCGGUCUGCACUAUUCGCCAGCUUUUUAAAGCUGUGACUUGAUGGUUUUUAAGUUUUCCUCUAAGUGUUUUUCUGCAUACCUACUUAAGAAUGUGUAACAUUAUUUUUCCUGCAGGAGGGCCCCCAUCACCAACUAUGUACAUAAGGUUCAGGCCUCAGGCCCAGCCCGCCCCCGGGACUCUGCUCCAGGACCUCUGAUCACAGGCGGGGAUGUGUCCCAGGCCCCCUUUGUUCUCUCCUUCCCUCCACGGGACAUGGGGUUCCUGUGAACACAAACCCAGCUUUCCUAAGAGAGCAAAUUUAGGAACAUUUAUCAUUCAUAGACUUCAGCCAUGGGAAAAGGCCACGGCCUCCCGGGACUCUCCUGGUGUGGUGGGGGAGUCAGGGCGGGGGGCAGCCGGCAGAGGUGGGCGGGCGGUGGGGGUUGUAGCAGGAGGACUGGGCUGUCCAGGGUGGCAGCUCGGCCGGGCAGUGGGGGAGCAGGUCUGGGAGGCAGGUUCCCUAGGUGGCCACAAGACCCCGAAGCAGUGAUCUGCCCGGCCUGGACAAAGGCCAGGUCCUCCCCUCAGCCGUCCCGGGACAGCAGAACGUGGGCGCUGGUCUGAGAGGUUCUGGUCCACACACCUGCCCCAUGUGACCCUGCUGUCGCUGUGUAGAUGUGGGAGCAGACGUGGGGGUGUGCCUGGCGGGCAGGCUCUGGCACAUCUAAUCCUUGUCCUGGUUUUGAAGUCUUCAAGGGCAGGCUGUGCCACAUUUAUGGCAGUAUCCCCCAUCUCCCCCGGGGAACGGCCCCGUGCUCAGUGGGCCUCCAAGGGGUGGCUGAGCAAGUGAGUGGAGGGCGGACUGCCUGGUGCAGGUGCUCAGGGACCUCAGCGGGCGGUGCCAGCUCCCUCUAGGCCCCGUGCUCUUCCUCCCCAGGAGCUGCACACACCCGCCCCCCCCCCCCAAGCAGAUGUGUGGAGCCGAUGUACGCUGUGCACAGACCCGGGGGCCUAGCAUGAGCAGGGAGGUCCCAGGAAUCCAGGGCUCCCCACAGGGACACCCAUGGGGAGGCUGAGACCCAGUGGCUCCUUCCUCCACAAACGAAGUGUUUCCUGUCUCUGCCAACAAUGCUAAAUUGGAGACCACAGACCACUAGCCUUGGGGCUGACCCUCGGCCACUCUGAGGGCUGGAGGCUCCAACAGCCACAACAAUGUGCUGACACAGCCCUGGCCGGUUCCCUGGGACACCUGACCCCGCCACGUGCUGGCCUCGGCGUGUGGACAGCUCCCUCCUCCUCAGCGCCCCUGUGACUGGGCUGUCAGGGUUCGGCCAGCUGCUCCCGCCCUGAGGCUCACAGUGACCGGGUCUGAGGCACCAGUGACCAUCUUGAGUCCUGAGGGGGCGUCCAGGGCAGCAGGCAGUGUCUCCUGGGCAAGUCCUCACCUGCAAGAGGACACCGGGCUGUGGGGAGGGCAGAGAAUGUGAAGGGGGCCUUCUGAAUAUAAAACACACACACGUUCAGUUGGUCCUUAUUUUGUCUGCCUGUCUGCUAAUCAACCUGUCAUCUAACUGUCUGCACUGAAACCGUGAGUGCAGACUGGUUCCUGCAGUCCCAGCCCAGCCCUGCCGUUUAGGGGAGCCCCUUCUCCCACCGGGGGGACCCUGUCCCCACUGUCUCCCUGCAUCUUUGUUUGCUCGCUGCCCCGAGGUGCCCAGGCUCCUGGCCUCGCUGGGCAAAUGCACAGCCUGGAGAAGCAGCAGGAGCGGCGGGAAGGCCAGUCAGGGGCCCUGGACGCGGACUCACCCCUCCCCAGCGCCGGCCUGUGGGUUCUGGGGGGCAUCCGUGGUGAGGCUGGGAACUGGAGCAGGCCGGUGGCCUCCCAUGCUGAGUAGCUGUCCCCUCUCCAGUUGUGGACACCCAGGAGGCACUCGAGGGAGGUAGGGGCCCGAUGGGGUGCAGAGCACCCAGCCUGAGGCACUGCGGCCACCGAAGUCCCUUGGGCUUGGACCACCUUGUCCCCUGAGGUGCUGGCUGUGCGUGGGGUGCUCUGUGGACCUGCUCUCUUAGCCGCGCACAAAAUCUCUGCCAGAAUCCAGCUUUUCAUCGUAUUUUUGGAUAUUAAAGCUUUCACAUCCCA
Camelus dromedarius (Arabian camel) is the source of this 9483-nucleotide messenger RNA. RefSeq names its product FERM domain containing 1 (gene FRMD1). The coding region runs from base 500 to 2314 and encodes 604 amino acids. The transcript is spliced from 14 exons. NCBI's taxonomy places the organism in Eukaryota, Metazoa, Chordata, Mammalia, Artiodactyla, Camelidae. Gene Ontology annotation, cellular component: cytoplasmic side of apical plasma membrane; cytoskeleton. The record is from RefSeq and is a predicted model, not a curated record. Gene Ontology annotation, biological process: positive regulation of hippo signaling.